AUGGCCCUCAGCACCGGCCUCACCGCCCCGCUCCGGCCCGCCCUGGCCGCUCUGCGCCGGGCAGCCCCCAGGCACUGCCGGGGCCUCAGCACCCCGCAGGCAUCGGAGCCCUCAUUCAAUCUCGGCGGCAUCUUCCCACCGCUCGCCACCCCUUUCUCGCCCACACAGGAGGUGGACUAUGGCCAGCUGGAGGGGAACCUGCGCCGCUACGCCCGCAUCCCCUUCCGAGGGCUGGUGGUGCUGGGCUCCAAUGGGGAGUAUCCCUACCUGGCGUCCCGAGAGAAGGUGGAGGUGGUGAGCUGCGUGCGCCGGGCUCUGCCCAGGGACCGCCUGCUGCUGGCUGGCUCGGGCUGUGAAUCCACCCAGGCCACCAUCGAGCUGACAGUCAGCAUGGCAGAGGCAGGGGCUGACGUGGCGCUGGUUGUGACACCCUGCUAUUAUCGGGGGGCCAUGACCACUGCUGCCCUCAUCCAUCACUACACAGAGGUUGGCGACGCAUCCCCCAUCCCUGUGGUGCUGUACAGUGUUCCUGCCAACACCGGCCUGGACCUGCCCAUGGAGGCUGUCACCACCCUGGCUCAGCACCCCAACAUCAUUGGGAUCAAGGACAGCGGUGGGGACAUCACCCGCAUGGGGCUGAUGGUCCACAAGACAAGGCAGGAGGAUUUCCAGGUGCUGGCAGGAUCAGCUGGCUUCCUGCUGGCGAGCUACGCUGUGGGUGCCUCCGGGGGUGUGUGUGCCCUCGCCAAUGUUCUGGGUGACCCACUGUGCCAGCUGGACCACCUGUGCCGCACGGGGCAGUGGCAGGAGGCCCGGGACCUGCAGCACCGCCUCAUUGAGCCCAACACAGCGGUCACCCGCCGGUUUGGCAUCCCGGGGCUGAAGAAGGCCAUGGAGUGGUUUGGCUACUAUGGAGGUCCCUGCCGUGCACCCCUGGCCCCUCUGAGCCCUGCCCAGGUUGAAGAGCUGAGGAGCACCUUCAGUGCCAAUGGCUGGCUGUGAGCUGUUCUCCAUCUGCCCCUUCCCACACUGGGCAGCUACAGGAGUCAGGGACCCUGGGAACUGGGGACAUUCUGGGGACACUGGGGGAUGGCCAGGAGAGGGCUGCCAUAUUACUCUUCCCUGUUGGACAGGGCUGGACUGGGCA
Melospiza georgiana is the source of this 1147-nucleotide messenger RNA. It is a transcript of the gene HOGA1, whose product is annotated as 4-hydroxy-2-oxoglutarate aldolase 1. NCBI's taxonomy places the organism in Eukaryota, Metazoa, Chordata, Aves, Passeriformes, Passerellidae. Gene Ontology annotation, molecular function: 4-hydroxy-tetrahydrodipicolinate synthase activity; N-acetylneuraminate lyase activity. Gene Ontology annotation, biological process: N-acetylneuraminate catabolic process. The transcript is spliced from 7 exons. The record is from RefSeq and is a predicted model, not a curated record. The coding region runs from base 1 to 1002 and encodes 333 amino acids.